This is a messenger RNA of Emiliania huxleyi CCMP1516, 390 nucleotides long. RefSeq lists its product as hypothetical. The annotation marks the transcript as partial. The transcript is spliced from 2 exons. Gene Ontology annotation, molecular function: protein-disulfide reductase activity. NCBI's taxonomy places the organism in Eukaryota, Haptophyta, Isochrysidales, Noelaerhabdaceae. The record is from RefSeq and is a predicted model, not a curated record.
CGGCCACUAGUCCUCUACGACGGCGUCUGCCUGCUCUGCUCCACCUUUGUGCAGUUCGUCCUCGACAACGACGAGGAGGAGAUCAUCGACUUUGCUCCGCUGCAGAGCGAGGUGGGCCUCAAGGCGCUCAAGCAGGCCGGCCUCGAGGCAGACCUCUCGACUAUGGUCCUCAUCGACGAGGCGGGAGCACACGUACGCUCGACUGCCGCUCUCCGCGUGCUCUCGCGCUGCGGAGCGCCCUUCUCGCUUCUGUAUGCGCUCAUCCUGCUCCCUCGCCCGCUGCGCGACCUGGGCUACUCGUGCGUCGCGGCGGUGCGGUACCGCCUCUUUGGCAAGGACGACGGCGGCUCCUGCCGCCGCAUGACAAAGGCGAUGCGUGCGCGGUUCCUC